AUGUUGAGUGCAAAUCUCUCUCUGAACAAUGUCACAGCUGGAGCUCAGUAUCAGGGUUUACUGGAGAGACUGUUGUUCUCCAGUGUGACCUCUGUGCCCUGCUGCAUCUUCUUCUUCAUUAAUGUCACCAUGUUGUUCACCCUGAGGAGUAAAGCAGUGUUUCGUGAGUCCUCUCGUUACAUCCUCCUGUACAACCUCCUUGUUGCCGACACCAUGCAGAUGACACUGAGCCAGUUAAUGUAUCUACUCGCUGUCUGUAGAACUCGGCUGUCGUAUCCUGUGUGUGGUCUUCUGGUCAUGCUCGCUAAACUCACCAAUGAAGUCUCCCCUCUCACUCUGGUGGUGAUGUCUCUGGAGAGAUAUGUAGCUGUGUGCCAGCCGCUGCGACACGCUACCAUCAUCACCAUCACAAACACAGCACUGGCCAUCAUCGUGGUUUGGGCCAUUAGUUCACUGAACAUCCUCGUCCGAGUUCUGUUGCUGUUAGAUUUCCCGUUUGAAGACCUGGACACUCUGCAGAUGAAAGACUUUUGCUCGGACAUAGCCAUGUUGAUCGGGCUCGUGUCUGAUGAUCAUGACAAAGCUUACACUUGUUUUGUGUUUGUAUCAGCGACUGUAGUGAUCACGUGCACCUACAUUGGUGUGAUGGUGGCAGCCAGGUCAGCGUCUACAGACAAAGCUUCAGCUCGUAAAGCUCGUAACACGCUGCUGCUGCAUCUGGUGCAGCUGGGCCUCAGUCUCUCCUCCACCCUCUACAACCCAAUCCUCACAGCUGUUUCCAGAAGUGUACAAAGAUUAGUAUUUGUGCGCCUGCAAAAUGUUCUUUAUGUUUGCAUUUUCAUUUUCCCCAGAUGUCUGAGUUCUCUCAUCUAUGGCAUCAGAGAUAAGACCAUCAGACCUGCUCUCAUGUUUUAUCUCUGCUGUCGACUGAAAGUCCUUCAGGUCAACACUAAGGUCUCAGCCUUGUAA
Messenger RNA from Hippoglossus stenolepis (Pacific halibut), 969 nucleotides. Its product is annotated as odorant receptor 131-2-like. NCBI's taxonomy places the organism in Eukaryota, Metazoa, Chordata, Actinopteri, Pleuronectiformes, Pleuronectidae. Gene Ontology annotation, biological process: G protein-coupled receptor signaling pathway. Gene Ontology annotation, molecular function: G protein-coupled receptor activity. Gene Ontology annotation, cellular component: membrane. The record is from RefSeq and is a predicted model, not a curated record. The transcript has a single exon. The coding region runs from base 1 to 969 and encodes 322 amino acids.